AGCGGUGACAGAUGACAGACGAGGAGCAAUGGGCUCCAGUUGCAGACAGGAAAGUUGAGGUGGCCGGAUACCUUCCCCUUGGCACGGGGAGUGUGAGGGGCUUCCCCUGUUCUCCCAGCCCGUGGCUGCCCUGGAGCAGCCUGCUACCAGCCCAGCGCCCUCCUGACCAUGUGCAGCACCACCAGGAAGUCCACGUGGUGCUGGGGAACGAAGCCUGCGACCUGGACUCAAUGGUGUCAGCCCUCACCUUGGCCUACUACCUGGCGCAGACAGCGGCUGGGGCCCGGGCAGCCAUAGUGCCAGUGCUGAACAUCCCACGGACCGAGUUCCCGCUGCGCUCGGAAAGCAUUUUCCUGCUGCGGGAGCAGGGCAUCCCUGAUGGCUGCCUCAUCUUCCGGGACGAGAUCGACCUGGCGGCACUGCACCGUGCGGGCCUCCUCACCCUCACCCUCGUCGACCACCACAUCCUGCCCAGUGGCGAUGCUGCACUGGAGGAAACCGUGAUCGAAGUUAUUGACCAUCGGCCCCUGGAGCGGGACUGGGGCCCUCGGCGCCGGGUCACGGUGGAGCCCGUGGGCUCCUGCACCACCCUGGUGGCAGAGCGGGUGAUGGAGGGGCCGCCGGAGCUGCUGGACAGACAGACAGCUGCAUUGCUACAUGGUACCAUCCUUCUGGACUGCGUCAACCUGGCCCCAGAAGCCAGGAAGGUCACCCCGAAGGACACCCAGUAUGUGGCCCUGCUGGAGGCGAGGUUCCCAGACCUGCCAGCACGAGACAUCAUCUUUGAGAUGCUGCAGAAGGCUAAGUUUGAUGUCACGGGCCUCACGACGGAGCAGGUGCUGCAGAAAGACCUCAAGGUGCUGUCGGGCGACCAGCUCAUCGUGGCCAUCAGUGCUGUGUACAUGACCUUGGAGGAGUUCCUGCAGCGGCCUGGCCUCCAGCACGACCUGCCCACCUUCUGCCAGCAGCACAGCUACGCCGCCCUCGUGGCCAUGACCAUCUCCUUCGGGGAGCGCCACAAGCCACACCGGCAGCUGGCCGUGUACAGUCCCUGUGCUCGGCUCCGUGCUACACUGUGCAGUGCCCUGGAAUGUGCCAGCAGCCCCCCCCUGGACCUCUUACCGCUGCCUAGCCCCUGCCCCGACCUCUGCACCUACCGUCAGGGCAACGUGGCGGCUUCCCGCAAGAAGGUGCUGCCCAUCCUGCGGGAGCUGCUGUUGCACGGGGGACCUGAGUCCUGGGGCUGCCGAGCAGGAGAGGAGGCGAUGGCAGAGGACGAGGCGUUGCUGCCCCCCACACCCAUGAACAGCUUGGUGGACGACUGCCCACUGGCCCGGGGACUGCCCGCACUGUCACCUGAGGCCGUGUUCGAGCGGGUCAGCCGCCUUGCUGUGGUGCGCCCUGGCCCUGCUGGCAGCCCUGAGAAGAAGUGAGGGGCUGGGAAGGGCAUCUGCAGAGCAACCCCCUUCCCUCGUGCAUCCAUCCACCCCCUGCAGCAUGGGGCUUUCCUCAGGGAUCCUUCCACACGCUUGGGUGCUUAGUCAGCCAGAGCCAAAGCAAAGCCCCAGCAGCAGCCUGGGCUGGGGUGCGGGGUGAGAUUAGGCUCUCCUGAUGCUAUGGCACCAGGAACAUUGCACAACCAGGGGACUUUUGUGACCAUCACACUUGAGCAGGGAGUUCCCCAGGCCAUGGCACUGUGCUGGGAGAUGGGGGGGAGCAGGCUGCUGGGGUUUGCUUCUCUUUGCGCAGUUCCUUUGCUGCUUCCUUGCCCCCUUUAUGCUCAGUCCAGGUCCCACGGGAGAGCUGCUUUCAUCCCAAACUUCAGGGGUGCAAGAGGCAAGACAGCACAGGAACCAGGCUGUAGCACCCCAGCCUGGGCACAAGUGACCAGUGCCUCUGGUCAUUAGCCCGGAUGAUUUUGGAUACAGCUUUGCCUCUCCUGGUCCCUGCACUGCCAGUCUCUGAGGCUGCUGAUUCCCUGGGGAAAUCAUACACCAGUUUGGCCUCUAAGUCCCCUGGGUGGGCUCUGAUUUCUGUGGCUCUAAUGUCACCCCGUCCCCCAUUUGACUCCAGCUAAACCAGAGGAAGCUGCUCUCAAACAUGGCUCACACAUGGAUUUCCAUGGGCUGCAGAAUGGGAGGCGAUGCCCUGUAAGAUUGGACCCCCACUUUGUCCGGGGCCAGAGCUGGGAGCAGAGCCGGUCCCGGCCUGGUUUGGUGGAGGGCUCCAGCCGCUGCGUGCCCUAGUUGCAAGCAGGUACGACUCCCACCCCACAAAACUGGAGGGGGAAACCCCGAGCCUAAGUGUGCUCUCUCCGGUUCAGCUCCUUCGGCUGCUUCUGCCCCCACUUUCGCAGCGGACAAGCAGUUUUUGAGUACUGGGUGUCCCAGAAGCUCCAGAGCUGGGGUCUCUGUGCACGAGCUCUGUGUGCUCGCAGGGGGUGGCUGGCAGCAUCCAGCUGGAAGGUACAAAACACACAGCAAGCAGCAGUUGUGGCCCAAGCUGCACCCAGUAAGCAGAGACCACCCCCCUCCAGCCCAGCCCCUGGACCUUCCUUGGUACGUCACGACUUGGUGUGAACUUCCCUUCUGACAGUCGUCUCUCAGGGGGGUCAUCCGGGGACUUCCCCAGUAGGUACUGCCCCCUUUGAGCACGUGGGAGGCUUGGAGGGGGCUGGAAGGUUGCUGUCAUUUGGGCUCAGACUCAGGCUGACUCAGACCAUUAUGGGUGACCAGUGGGGACAUCGCACAGCUGUGACGUGGGCAUGGGAAACCUUCCCUUGGGGGGAUCCAGGGAGGCAAAUCAGAGGCUUAGAGGUAGUAUGAAUUGUAAUGCAAGGUAUGAGCCUGUGGGACGGGUGUCCAUACUGGGCUUAGUAAUGGCAGCCUCUGGAUGGGGGUGUCAGGCUGAUGGAUCGGGGAUGGGGGGGGCAUCACCUCCUCCCAGUUGGGUUUAUCUGGGCAAAAUACUAUGCAGUAAUAUGAGCAAUACUUAGCCAGGGCUCUGGGUGGGGGCUCCAGCAUAUGGUACAAUGAGGAGUGUACGUUGAUUGGGUAUAAAUCACGUGAGAACCAGCGAGAACCUCUGGGCUGGUGGGGCUGGGAGCUGUUGGCCUUGUCCAGAGCAGAGCUGUCAUUACCUUGGCCUCUGCUCUCAGCAGGCCGUGCUUUCCAGCUGCAAGCUUCUGUGUUACAUUAAUAAUGUUAUUUUUUCUAAUGAUCCAGGUACUUUGCCCUCUAGCACUUUUGGGAGGCGGAGGGAUCCUUAAUUUUAUGUCCGACUGUAUGCAAACUUGAAUCGGGGUAGCAGGUUCAGAGCUGGUUAUAACGAGGGUGGGGUGAUGUUUUACAACCAAAGGGCCUGUGGGUUUCUUUGUGAUCUUGAAAUUUCUUUUGAUUUAAAGGAUUAAAUGUGCAUGCUUUCCUGAG
This is a messenger RNA of Alligator sinensis (Chinese alligator), 3428 nucleotides long. It is a transcript of the gene PRUNE1, whose product is annotated as prune exopolyphosphatase 1. Gene Ontology annotation, cellular component: cytoplasm. Lineage: Eukaryota; Metazoa; Chordata; Crocodylia; Alligatoridae. The transcript is spliced from 9 exons. Gene Ontology annotation, molecular function: exopolyphosphatase activity. The coding region runs from base 12 to 1433 and encodes 473 amino acids. The record is from RefSeq and is a predicted model, not a curated record.